Messenger RNA from Brugia malayi, 2595 nucleotides. RefSeq lists its product as uncharacterized. The record is from RefSeq and is a predicted model, not a curated record. The transcript has 21 exons. Lineage: Eukaryota; Metazoa; Nematoda; Chromadorea; Rhabditida; Onchocercidae. The coding region runs from base 1 to 2595 and encodes 864 amino acids.
AUGAUGCCGGUAGAUGGCGGUCGACAAGCUAUAAACCGUACACCGAAACGCUUAUCCGGUUAUAUCAACAGGAUCGAACAGCGCACAAUUGGUGGUCCAUGUAAACGUCGUUACUGGUUUGUGUUAUCAGAUGAUUCACCCUAUUUGUACUGGUACAAAAAUAAGGGCGAUAUUAGUUGUACAGGACGAGUGCCACUGUCCGGAGCUGCUUUUACUUUUGAUCCUCGUGAAACUGGCCGAUUUGAAAUACAUGUGAAUAAUGAGAUACAUCUUCUCGAAGCAGCGGACAAUAAGUCACGUGUUCAGUGGUUACAGCAGCUUCAGAGCAAUCGUCGCCAACAUUAUGAGAAAGAAAAUAUUGACGACAUAUUGAAAAUUGAGAUCGUGUCUCUCUCGUCUCACUCACUUUCUGGAAAUGAUCACUGUAUGAAGAGUUCUUCGAAUACUGAAAUUAAAAAUUUAGAACAGGGUGAGGAUAUGGUAGUAAUAGAAGGACCUCCAGAUGAAAAAUCACUUGAAGAUGAAAUUAAUGAUGCUACCCAAUCUACAUUUUAUCUUAAUUCCGAUGGAGAACUGAAUGCAAAAAGUUUAGAGAUGCCAAUUUCAAUCCCUCCCAAUACAGACGUCUUGAGAAGCGCAGAGGAAUUAAUUGAAAAAAUAGCAGAAGGAACUCAAGCAAAAGCGAAAAUACUUGAACAACCAGCGAAAAAGGUGAUAGGCAAAGCAAAAGCUUCGCUGCGGCUUUCUACAUCACUACGACCGCCUUGUGAGCACUGCAAAAUUUUACUUGGUAUUGUGAGUGAACUUAAAGAUCGUUGUUAUGAGCUUACGGACGAAGUAGGAGCUAAUCAAGAUUUGGUUACAAUUCUACGGCAGAGUUUGGUCAAGUCAAAUCGUCAAAUAGAAUUACUAAAACGGAUGGAAGAACAGAAAAACCCUCAGGAAAGAAUUAGUAUGAUUCUGGAGAAAGAAAGUGAACUUACAGCGUUGCAGCUUAAUGCAGCAUCUUACAGUCGUGAAAUUCGGAUUUUAAAGGAGCAAAAUAAACAGUUUGAACAAAAAAUUGAAGAAUUAACUACUGAAAUUAGUGCGUUUCGUGAAUCGGUGCGUUCAAAAGAAGAGCUUAUAAUGAAAAUUUAUAGUGAGCAGGAAGGAAAUGAUGUUUUGGGUCGCUCAAAUAUGUUGCUUGAUGAUGUUGAAGUGCCUGAAGGAAUAUUAGUCGAUUUUGGUAGUAACUCAUUUGAUGAAAAUGCGCAACGUGUAUUUGACGAGGCAGCUGUUAAUGAUGUGACGGAAAUGCGUGAUCUUGUUAUGGGAUAUCGAAAUCAGAACAUGUUUUUGAAUCAGGAAGUUCUCGAGCUUCAAAAAAUUGUACACAAUUUGGAAGAUAGGGAGCGACGAAUUACUCGGCAAAACUUUGACAUUGAAGCUUGCUAUUAUCAACUUAAAAGUCGGUACAUCAUGGUGCUAAAUCAUUUUAGAGCAUCGAAAACUGACAGUAGAGUUUUGCAACCAGGAGUAAUUGAGGCUCUGAUUGAUGAAACAAACUGGACUACAAACAAAAGAAUGUUAAACAACGACAAAAUAGAAACGAGACUUACUGAUUCUCUCGGAUUUUAUCUGAAUGACGAUAGAAAGCGCCAUCAGUUACAACCUACUGACAUGUUUGAAGUUGCUGCUGAAUUAAAAAGUAUAAGUGACGAGAUCAUUGUUCAACAGGAAAUGGAGCAGAAUCCACAGUACAUAGAUUGGCUACAAAAAUGGGAUAGUUUUCUGGUGAAUUCUGCAGUACGUCCUCUGAAACCCACAAUCGAACUAAAGAAUUUGGUGAGAACCGGUAUACCAAAAACAUAUCGACCGAGAGUUUGGAAAAGUCUUGUUAAUUACGUAGUGAGUGAUGAAAAAGCCGAUCUCGGCAACGGCUAUUAUGAAACACUUCUUCGAAAGGUGAAUGCUGCUACCAUAAAUACUCUUGAAAAUGAUAGUGCUUUGAAGCAGAUAGAUUUGGAUUUGGCUCGAACUUUACCCACAAACAGAUUUUUCGAUGAGCCAACAUCAGAAAAAAUUGUUGUUUUGCGUCGCGUACUUUGUGCAUAUCGUUUUCAUAAUAAGUCUGUUGGGUACUGCCAGGGACUAAAUCGUCUGGUUGCUAUUGCUUUAUUAUUUCUUGAAGAAUCGGAUGCUUUUUGGUUUUUGGUCUUACGUGAUCUAGUUACUGAAAAACUUCCAAAAUUAUCAUCUCAUUUGCGCAAAUUUGAGGUGGACCUCUCAGCUUUUACUCUGAGUUGGUUUCUUACAUGUUUUGUUGACGUCUUCCCGCAUACUAUUUAUUUGAAUUUGUUCGACGUUUUCCUCUAUGAAGGGAAUAAGGUUCUUUUUCGAUUUGCUCUUGGAGUGUUGAAACUUGCUGAAACUUCAGUGUUGGAAUGUAAAUCCGUUGGAGCUGUGCAUGCUUCAUUAAGUAGAGUAGCUCAGCAUGUUCCCAACUUCAAGACAUUAGCGCAGAUUGCUUUUAACGAUUUAAAUCCUUUUCCACAAAAAGGUAUAGAAAUGAAAAGGCAAUUUUAUCUUAGCCAGUUAACAGCGACGCAGUAA